Messenger RNA from Acipenser ruthenus (sterlet), 282 nucleotides. RefSeq names its product hormone-sensitive lipase-like. NCBI's taxonomy places the organism in Eukaryota, Metazoa, Chordata, Actinopteri, Acipenseriformes, Acipenseridae. The record is from RefSeq and is a predicted model, not a curated record. Gene Ontology annotation, cellular component: cytosol. Gene Ontology annotation, biological process: triglyceride catabolic process; cholesterol metabolic process. Gene Ontology annotation, molecular function: sterol ester esterase activity; triacylglycerol lipase activity.
AUGGCGUCAGGGAAGGGGAGAGGCGAAAAUGGCGUCAAAAAUACGAAUUGGAAAGUAAACAGCUUGAUUAAGAAGAAGGGUGGCGGCCAUUCAGCGGCAGAACAUCGCCUUCUUCCGCGGCAGGGCUCCUCCGAGCCGGCCCGCCGCUUCGUGGCCGUCUUCUCCCUGAUCCAGAGCCACGCCCGCAGCCUGGAGCCGGCCGUCCACGCCUUCACCAGCGUGUACCACGUGUUCGACUUCGACGCGGCCACGCCCGCCAAUGGGUACCGCAGUCUGGUCAAG